Molecule: messenger RNA, 4185 nt
Organism: Tilletiopsis washingtonensis
Lineage: Eukaryota; Fungi; Basidiomycota; Exobasidiomycetes; Entylomatales
Exons: 5
Coding region: 97-3837 (1246 amino acids)
Biological process (GO): regulation of DNA-templated transcription; DNA-templated transcription
Molecular function (GO): DNA-binding transcription factor activity, RNA polymerase II-specific; zinc ion binding; DNA binding
Source: RefSeq, a predicted model, not a curated record
CAGCCCUCGCACCCCUCGCACCACCGCAUACCCGCACAGCGCAGCGCAGCCUCCUCGCCGCACGCGUGUCCCUGCGACGCGCGCAUUCCCUGCCGCAUGGACCGUCCCGCACACCCGCGCAGCGACGGCGGCAGCAGCACGCCCGGCAUGGCGCCGCCGCUGCCCUACUACAACGCCCCGCUCGGCGCCGGCCUGGGCGCCAGCGGCGCCGACAUGUACGGCGCCGCACACCUCGCCGCGCCGCCGCGCGCGCCGUACCAGCUGCCGCACCCGGCGCACCGCCCGCCGCCCGCCGCCGCCGCGCCCUUCGCCGCCUACCAGCCCAUCACGCCCGAGUCCGGCCUCGACUCGCCCGGCCCGUCGCACGGCGGCGAGCCCGGCUCGCGCCCCUCGUCGCCGCCGCCGGCCAAGCGCGCACGCAAGAAGACGCGCACCGGCGAGUCGGGCGCGUCGGACAGCGCUGACGCCGACGAGGCGCCGGCGACGGCGGAGAGCAAGGAAGCCAAGCAUGGGCCACGCGUCGGCAAGGCAUGCUUGCCGUGUAGCUCGAAGAAGCGGCGCUGCGACGGAGGCCGGCCCGAGUGCAAGGUGUGCCUCGUGCUGGGCACGCAGUGCUCCUACAACGCGUCGGGCCUGAAGCGCGGCCCGCCCAAGGGCUUCCGCUCGACGCCCAAGGAGUCGGCCAAGGCCAAGAUCAUGCGCACGCUCGAGACGACGAUCCGCGACCUGGCGACACAUCUGGGCCCCGAGGCGGCAGCCACCGAGCUGGCGCGCAUCAGCAACGAGCGUGGCGUCACCGUCAGCAUGCCCGAGAGCGGCGACGCCAAGGAGGGCCUGGCUGGCUCCUCGCGCCAGCGCUCGCUGGAGGGCGAUGAGGACCGUGAUGGUGACUUCCUCGGCAUCAACGAGAAGGGCGAGGUCAGCCAUCGCGGCUCCAGCUCAGGCAUCCAGCUGUUGCACCGCCAGCAGUCCAGCGUCCACUCGCCGCUCGGCCAGCAUGCCAGCACCGACGCCGGCACGUCGGGCGAGGAGAAGCGGACAGUCGUGACGCCGGCGGUGCUGCCACUGCCGCUGAUCCGCCCGGCGCAUCAGAGUGAUGAGGCGGGCGCAGGGGAGGGAGAGAAGUUCACCCUGUCGUCCGAGCUGCCGCUCUCCAACGGCGCCCAGGCACAUCGCGACCACAUCCUCAACACGCUCUCGCCGCAGGGCACGCCUCGCACGCGUGACCGGACGCUGGACGGACAUGCGCCGUCGCCGCUCAAGGCUUCGGCCGACCUCGACGACGAUGCCGAGGCCACAGCGCUGCGCUCUAGCCUCAUGGCCGUGCGUCGGCAAAGUCUCGCCAUUGCCGAGCCGAUACUCGAGACGCCGGCGGUGAGCGAGGCCGCCAACGCGCGUCUGUGGCGCUUCUACUGGUCAGGCUUCCACCCCUUCUGGCCGAUUCUCUUCAAGCCUGCGCUCGAUGAGAUUCCAGUCGCGGAGCUGCCCGACCGGCUUGACGGUGUGUUGCUGUACGCCGUGUACGCCAUCGCCGCGUGCGUCGGAGCGCCGCCCGCCUCAGGCUCGUCGACGCUCCAGACAGCCCUGGACCCGGCGCUGGCCGACGAGCUGGGCGAGAGCAUCGGCGAGAUCUUUGCGCGCCGCUCCGAGCAGCACCUCUAUGCUUCUCGUCUGCGCCCGUGCGUCUCGACGAUCCAGGCUGCCUUCCUGCUCGCGCUAUACCACCACGGCCAGGGCGACCUCUCGCGUGCCUGGACCUUCUCGAGCCUGUCGCAGUCCCUCUCGAUGGACCUCGGCUUCCACCGCUGGCCCAUCCACCGUCUCGACCUGCUCUCGCACUCGACGGAGCGUGAGACGCGCGUCCGCCUCAUCCACCACGUGCGCAUCCUCGGCACGCUUCUCUCGGCAGAGAUGGGCCGCCCGGUGCUCAUGCACGCCAAGGACUGCGACGUGCCGCUGCUCUCCGAGAAGGAGAAGGAUGAGUUCGAGCUUUGGGACGACCAGGUUGAGAUGCAGCCGGGCGGCGCGCCUCCGCCGUCGGCCAACGGCAAGCCGCGCUACCUGCACGCGCCCUCGACGCUCAACGAAGGCGUACGCCUCUUCAACAUCAUCGAGAGCAUCCUGAGCUCCGUGCACUCCUUCCGGCGCAAGGCCGCGCUGCGCAAGCAGGGCAAUGCCAAGACGGUGCUGGCCGACCUCGACCGGCAGCUCAGCAAGUGGAAGGAGGACCUGCCGACGCAUCUGCGCUUCGAGGGACCCGACAACUCCGGCGAGGGCGGCCCGCUGCCGUCAUUCUUUGCGCUCAAUGUCUGGUACUACAACGCUAUUCUCCUGCUGCACCGCCCCUUCAUCCCGCAGGACGAGGGCGCCAAGCUGUCUGAGGUGCUCUCAAACGACAGUCACCGCAAGUGCACCGCCGCAGCGAACAAGCUCUGCGAUCUGCUGGAGCCCACGUCCGUCGACGUCGACCGCCUCUCCGGCGACCUCGGCUACUGUCUCUUCUCUGCAAGCCUCCUGUUCCUCUUCAACGCCAGCCUCUCCGACAAGGACAUCUCCGAUGACGCUAAGCGGCGCUUCCUGCUGUGCCGCCAGUGGCUCAAGAAGCUCAGCGCACGCUGGCCGGCCGCGUCUGCGCACAAGCAGCUGCUGGACGGCGUCGCAAUGGUCGGCGAGGGCUUCAUGGGCGGCCGCGAGGACGCGAGCGGCGCACCCCACGCCAAGGAGGGCCGCGCCGGCACGCGCGCGCAGAAGAAGGGCAAGAAGGGCCAGCAGAAGCCGCGUGCAAACGAGCAAGCUGCCGAAGGCGACAAUGCUGCCCACGGCACGGCUCAGGACGUCUCUCCCUCGGCACACGGCAAGGCGGAUCGCCGUGGCUGGGAGCAGCCGUCGAGCGCCAUGAAGUCGUGGGAGCUGUCCAACGAGCGCGGCGGCACCACUGACGGCUCGUACGCGGCAUCUACGACGUCGGCCUCGACGGAGGCCUCGCCGGACACCCAGCAUGCGUUCCGGGCGCGUGCGCCGCCCCUGCUGAUGAACGAGGACGUCAACAUGAUGGCGCCGGAGCAGGUGCAGCAGCUGGCGAGCCAGCAGCAGGGUGCACGAGCGCUCAACAAUCAGCCGCGCCCGGGCUUUGGCGUGCCGCCGGCGAUGCAGAUGCAGCAGCAGCAGCCGCAGAUGCAGUAUCAGGCGCAGCAGCAGAUGCCGCAGCAGUCGGGCUUCGGCGGCUUCCCGACCUCGGCGGAGCAGCAGCGGCAGCUCGUUGAGUACCUGCAGAGCAGCUCUGCGUACGGCGGCGCCUCGGCGCCCGAGGGCUUCUACAGCCACGCGCCCAGUCUCUUCGAUGCCGAGUCCGUCUUCUGGAACGAGACUGCCGGCCGGCGCGACGAUGGCGGAGUGGCUGCUGCGCUCGGUAUGCAGCAACGCGGCUACCCGGUGUCGGAGCCGCCGACGGGCCUUGCCAUGCUUGCGCACGUCACGGCCGGCUCGUCAGGCCAGGCGCAGAGCCUGACGCCGCAGCAGCAACAGCAGGCGCAGCACCAGCAGCAGCUCUCCUCGGCGGCUGCACAGUACUUCCAGCAGCACUCGAGCUUCAGCGGUGGUGCUGCGGAGCAGCCGGCGCCGGCGCAACAGAAUCUGCGCGCCCCGCCGCACAACCCUGCCUCGGUGUCGCCGUUUGGCUUCCAGCUCGACCCCUCGCAGCCGACGUGGAGCGACGUCAUGUCGAUGCUGCAGCUGCCACCUGCCUUCAGUGGCGACGGCCGCGAGUCCGCUGCGGCGCCGCUACAGCAGCAGCCGCGCGGCGACGAGCGUCCCUCGAGCGUCCAGCCGUCCUCCUGAGUUCGCGCUCGAGGUGCGAGCUCUUGCCUCAACGUCCCACGUCCCUGGAUCUCGCCGCCUGUCGAUGCUCUGCACGCCGUCGCACCCGCCUCGGCGUCCCACGAUGCGUCUCGCCUCUUGCCGCUUGCCCCGCAUCCCGUGCGCGCCGCUCGCGUGACCUGCCCUGCCCGCACCGCCGUGUCCCGCUUGCCUCGCCUCUGUCCCGGCGCUGCGUGUGGCCAUGCCCGCGCGGUCGCCCCACCCCCUGUAACGUACCUCUGUCCCCAUGUUCUCGCUGCCCGCACCCUUCCCUAUGCUCUGCAUGCCUGCACCCUGCGAUACACCCGGUCUAAUGAAGCCAUGCACCCC